Messenger RNA from Drosophila persimilis, 2713 nucleotides. RefSeq names its product microphthalmia-associated transcription factor (gene Mitf). The transcript has 9 exons. Gene Ontology annotation, molecular function: RNA polymerase II cis-regulatory region sequence-specific DNA binding; protein dimerization activity; DNA-binding transcription factor activity, RNA polymerase II-specific. Bases 23 to 2497 code for a protein of 824 amino acids. Gene Ontology annotation, biological process: regulation of transcription by RNA polymerase II. Gene Ontology annotation, cellular component: nucleus. The record is from RefSeq and is a predicted model, not a curated record. NCBI's taxonomy places the organism in Eukaryota, Metazoa, Arthropoda, Insecta, Diptera, Drosophilidae.
AAAUAGUCUAACAGUUGAAGACAUGGAAAAGGAAAAGUUGUCACUGCUCAAAUCAGACAUUCGUCUUCAGGAGUUUCAAGAGUUUGUAAGAAGAGUGCAAACGUUGCAGAUGUCAUCGACAGAGGCUAUUGAAAAAGAAGAUUCUAUAGCUAAUCACAGCAUGGACUCUAGUUCGUUUCCAAUUGAAGUCGGCGUGGAACCUUCGAUGUUAAUGGAACUUGAAGACAUUGACAGUGUGGUGCCUUUAUCAGCAUCGUCACGAAGGGAUGGUCAAACUAAGUCCACGGCGACUACAAAUAUAAGAGUAACUGUCGGUAUAGAUAAAGAUUUAGAAAUGAUUCUUGAAAUGGAUCCAAGCAUCGUAGAUUUGGGCGAUAUUAGCACCGAAACUACAGAACCGCGCAUAGUGGGUCUACCGCCUCUCUCGGGUGGACCAACGUUUAAAACUGCAACUCCUACAUCGCGGACGCAGCUAAAACUUCAAUUGCAACGUGAGCAACAGCAGCAGGAACAGCAGCAACAAAUGAUGGUGCAGCAACUGAUAUCACCAGAUCCAAAAAUGCAGCUUUUGUUUGGCAUGGGUCAGGGGUCGACUGAGUCGGAAUUCAUAAACAGCAACAGUACCAGCGCUUGUGGGAGCGGGUCAUCUAGCCUGGAACAGAUCUCUCAAUUUGUACAAAGGGAUCGUUUACCUUCGUCAAGUCCAGUUAAGUUGAAAGUUCCCCUACAAAGUAUUGGUGUGGAUGUACCACCUCAAGUGCUUCAGGUCAGCACAGUGCUUGAGAAUCCGACUCGGUAUCACGUUAUACAGAAGCAAAAAAAUCAAGUGAGACAAUUUCUCAGUGAGUCGUUCAAGCCAUCUGUUUGGGGUUGUCAUAACACCGAUACGAAAGCCGCAAAUACCUCAGUAUCCACUGGAAAUCUACACAAUUCUUCUUUGGUCAACAGUUGCCCUCCAAUCGAGCGGUCAAAUAGUUAUAGAUGUGAAAUUACUUCCAGUGGCAAACGAACAAUGCAUUCUGAUGAAUCCAUGCAAAUAUCUCCUUUUGGAGCAAGUUUUUUAAGAACUGGAAACUGCAACGACCAUGUUUCAUCGAGAAGUAUUAACCCUCAAAGUUCAGAAGAAUCCACAGAAAUUGUAAAUAAAACACAAGGAUAUGUUAAGAGGAAUUCAAGUUUAAAUUCUUCUAUUACUACACGUACUGCAUCUGGAAUAAUUAAUACGAUGCCCACAUCCAGUACAACGAGUUCAUUGCACUCCAUUUCAGCACCCAUAUCCCCAAGUCUAAGCUCUGUAGCUACAAGUGCUUCAGAGAUACCAUCAUUUGACAGCGAUGCGGAAGAUCUCUUUGAUGAUAUACUACAAAACGACUCGUUUAAUUUUGAUAAAAAUUUCAACUCCGAGCUUUAUAUUAAACAGGAACCACAUAGCUUGACUGAUGCUGAAAUAAAUGCUAUGGCAAAAGAUCGACAAAAAAAGGAUAACCACAAUAUGAUUGAGCGCAGACGACGCUUUAAUAUUAAUGACAGGAUCAAAGAACUGGGUACCCUUUUGCCAAAAGGUAGUGAAGCUUUUUACGAAGUCGUCCGUGAUAUUCGACCUAACAAAGGAACAAUAUUAAAAUCAUCUGUGGAUUAUAUCAAAUGCCUAAAACAUGAGGUUACUCGUCUGAGACAAAAUGAGUGCCGGCAGCGUCAGAUGGAAAUACAGAACCGCAAGCUUAUGUCUCGCAUUAGGGAGCUGGAAAUGCAGGCCAAGUCACAAGAUAUUACUUUAUCGGACUACCACGUAACAUCAGUAUCGGCACCCACCCCAGCAAACUUAUAUCUCAAAAGUUCAAGCCCUACUCCACCUGUUUCUCAAAGUCGUCGUUCACUUUUGGACGAAUUAAUAGUUGUUGAAAGAAAAAUACCAGAAAUAAAUACCAGCGAAGCCAGCAUGGGUAUGAAUCAGAUCGAUGAGCUCAUGGAAGACUGCAAACACCCGGUUCAAGGGGGCGAUCCGAUGUUGUCGUCUCAUAGUCACAUGCUAUCUGCUUCACAUUCGCCUACUGCUAAUCAGCUGAAUUGUACCAGCUAUGGACCAAAGAGCAGCUCGAAUGCAAAUUCUGGACUGUUUAACGAAACGCCCAGCGUCAACAUUUCAGAUGAUCUUACCAACUGCUGCAAUAUCGCUUGCAGCAAUUCAUGCUGUAUUCAUCGCCAGUUGCAGACACCUGAAGGCCACAUAAAUAAUUGUCAUAUAAAUAGUCAGCAAAGCAACAUGGAAUCUGAUUCUGUUCAAAACACAGUGUUUGGUAGGCUUGGACAUUGCAAUGGUGAUCACGAUCCACUGUUUUCAUCAUCCCAACGUUCACAUGGUCCAUUGGACGAUGAUCAACAUCAUUCUGUUGGCUUGUCUGCUGCGAUGAUAAACGAUUCGCUUACUUCCUUAGUAGACGAAAGUCAAAGUGAACCUAUGAUUCUUACUUCUGAUACUUUGGAUAUUGACCUUUGAAUCAUCAACUUUUGCAAUACAUCAGUAGUCCAAAGUCUACAAAUUAGUAUUAUGCAGUAGGCGUGGCUGAAAUCAUCGCAAUCACACUAUAUAAAUUUGUUAUAUACACAUGUCAUAUUAAUUAUCUACAGUAUUGGAAAUCCAUAGGAAAGUUUGGAUAAAAAGAAAAUUAGAAAAAGGCUUGCUCAAUGAAUUAUAGUGAAAUUUUGACGUCAA